UGCUUCUGAUUGGUAGCACGCGGGAAGUGCUGCUAUUCUCUCCGUUAUCGGGUUGUUGUUGGUAUAAUGUAGGCGAAAGAAGCGUCGGGUUCGGGUCGGAGGCGUCUUCCCUUAGGCGAGUGGAAGUGGCACCGCCCGCGCGUUGGCACCGCCGGCAUGAGAAAGCGGAACGAGUCCGUCACCUUGGAGCAUGAGCGCUUUGCCUCCUCUGCUCCGGCCUCAGCCGCCGCUUCCUCUUCACCCUCGCUGGAUAAGGGCUUCAGCUUGAGACCCAGCCCCCGUUUGUCCGGCAGCGUCCGGACCGCCGGUGACUCUGGCAUGAAGCGGGUACUUGGCAGGAGACAUGGAAUGUGGGUUCGAUUGCGGAAAGUAGUGAUCUGGUUGUUGGGUGUAUACAUAGCGAUUCCAUUUCUAGUUAAAAUUUGUCCUGCUAUUCAGGCAAAGCUUGUCUUCCUAAAUUUUGUAAGAGUGCCCUAUUUCAUUGAUUUGAAAAGACCGCAGGACCAAGGUUUAAACCAUACCUGUAACUACUAUCUACAGCCAGAAGAAGAUGUAACUAUUGGAGUCUGGCACACAGUUCCCACAUUUCUUUGGAAAGAUGCUCAAGGGAAGGACCACCUGUGGUAUGAGGAUGCUUUGGGUUCCAGUAAUCCUGUAAUCCUUUACUUGCAUGGAAAUGCAGGGACUAGAGGAGGGGAUCAUCGUGUAGAACUUUACAAGGUUUUAAGUUCUCUUGGUUACCAUGUAGUCACAUUUGAUUAUCGAGGAUGGGGAGACUCUAUAGGCACUCCCUCAGAAAGUGGGAUGACCUAUGAUGCUCUUCAUGUAUUUGAUUGGAUAAAAGCAAGAAGUGGAGACAAUCCAGUUUAUAUAUGGGGACACUCCUUGGGCACUGGAGUUGCAACCAACCUAGUAAGACGUCUUUGUGAAAGAGAAACUCCCCCAGAUGCCCUGAUACUAGAAUCACCUUUCACAAACAUACGUGAAGAAGCAAAAAGCCAUCCCUUUUCAGUGAUCUAUAGAUAUUUCCCAGGAUUUGACUGGUUUUUCCUUGACCCUAUCACAUCAAGUGGAAUAAGGUUUGCCAAUGAUGAGAACGUGAAGCACAUUUCAUGCUCUCUGCUUAUUCUUCAUGCUGAAGAUGAUCCUGUUGUUCCAUUUCAUCUUGGAAAAAAGCUAUACAACAUUGCUGCCCCAUCUCGGAGCUUUCGUGAUUACAAAGUACAGUUUGUUCCAUUUCACACAGACCUAGGCUACAGGCAUAAAUACAUCUACAAGAGCCCUGAGCUACCUCGGAUAUUACGGGAAUUCCUUGGAAAAUCUGUACAUCACCAUCAUCACGGAAGACUUUAACAUGGUAGACUUAAGAUCAUACCAUCUUUAAAAAAGAGAAAGAAAAAAAGUCUGCCAUUACUGAAACCCAAGCACUGGAUAUGCCACUGAUUCUGGCUUCAGUUCUAAAAGAUACCUUGAAAUCCCAGGUUGUGGGAUAGUAGAUAAGAAGAAUGAAUGUAGUUGGAUUCUGUGUCCUUUUUUAUUAUUUCUAAAGAAUAAGGGAGCAAAAUAGUGGAACAAUUAAGUUCAAGCACAAUAAAGACUUUGCAACUCCCCACCCCCACCCCCAUGCCCCCGUUUUCUCCCAGAAGUUAUAAAUAUUCCUACAAUAUUGUGCUGGAUUGUUACAACAGCUCUUUACAAGAUGAAAGAACUUGCACUCUAAAACAUAAAUGGACUAUAGUUAUCUGCAAAAAUGUAAUUCUUACAAUUUUUCAGUGCUGUCUCUACUUUAUUUGAGUUGCAGGUUCUCUUCUAGAAUUUAGUUUGGUAAGGGAUGUUUUUCUCCUGUCAGUUAUCUCUUUGGGAGUUGGAGAUGAUGAUGUAGUUUUUAGAUUAAUUUUAGAACCCAGACAGGCAUACAAGAAAACAUUUCACAAUGAAUUGAAGGAUGGCUUACCUUUAAAAAGAGAUGUCCAUUUGAUCAUUGUAAUUUAAUAGCAGCUAAUUUUCCCUUUAUUUGUUUGCUUUCAAGUUGCCCAGGCAGAAGUAAUAUAUAAAAAUCUUUACCAUACCUCAGUCUACAGGCACACAUCCACCCUGAAAUCCUGCCUCCCUACUUUUCAAACCAUUUUCUUUGGACAUAUAUAUCCCUUAAGUGACAUAGACUGUACUGAUUAAAAAUUAUCCUUGGAAGUUGUUUGAGGUAACUAUUCUGUUAACAGAAGGUGUCUUUCAGUUCAGAAUUGUUGGAGCCUGUGUGGUAAAGAUGUCUUCCAGUCUCUUCUAAUCAUAGAGAGACAUACAAGCACUUUGAGAGUGAAAAAGAAAUGAUACCAUUUUAAACCAUCGUGAUUCUUCAGACACCCCAUCCUAACUAUUUCCUUCAAAAUGCUCAGGUACAUUAGAGCUGGUCAAAAACUUCCUUUUUAUAUACGAGGGAAGGAAAUCAACCCUUUAAGCUGAUCUCCUUUGAUGUGCAUUUUCUUUGGGAAUUCUGAAUUCUCAGCAGUGAAACUACGCACAUGGAAUGCUGAAUAUUACCCAAGUCAACCAAAGGUAUUGAAAGUGAUACAUUCUUAUGUUAACGAUACUUUAUCCCUGAUCAUUAAAGUAAUUCCUUCCUACUGUAAAAACUGAAGAUUGGUUUUAGUUUGCUACGUAUAUUAUUAAAACCUGUGAUGUACGAAACCUACCAGACCGGCUUUGAAUGUUCCCUUCAGUUAGCACAAGAUGUGAACAAAGAACGUUUUUCUUUUGCUAUAAUUAACUAAUUAUAUGCUAUAAUUGUUUUAACUAAUUGUUGAAACAAUUAGUUUUAACAAAUGUUGAAUCUGGCUUUCAUGUACCGCUUUUGAGACUGACCAAAUCAUGUAUUUUAUGAAAACCUAGUCCCUUUCCCCAGUUUUGGCUUAAUCAACAGCAGUGCUGUAAUUGCUUUCAUUUUGAUUGGAAAGAGGUGACUCAUUAAAGCUGCAGUGACUUUUGCCAAGGAGGUUUCUGCUGCCGUUGUGUGAUCCUGGAAGCUGAUGUGGCUUCUUGACUGAGCUGAAGACCAGGGCUGCUUUCGCAGUGCCGUGCAUUCCAAACCACUUCUUCCAAAUAAAAUCUGAAGUAUUGCAUAGCCUUAAUAAAUGGAGAUAUGUAUAAUCCUCCCACAUGCACAUAAAUGUUUUGUUCUUUAUGUGUGAUGAAACAAGCCAAAAGUUGCAGUGAACCAUAGUUUGGGCUGAGAAACUAUGGGUAGUGUCUUUCAAACCAGACAAAUUAUAAAGCCAUUGUUUAAAAAUGGAUUCUAUAUCCUAGCUUGUUUAGGAGCCAUUAACACUAAUUUCCAGUUUGGAUGUUAUGUGGGGCUGUGGUUUACUGAGACUUGAUCCGUUCCCUAGUUCAUGCAAAGGAGGAACAAAGUGAUUGUUCAUGAGUGCAUAACAUUCCUGUGUAACUUUGCUUGUAAAGCUGGGACAUGAUCAUCCAAAAACUGCCAUUGUGAUUACUAAUGCCUGUUUUCGAGACUUGUAAAAUCUACAUCUCUCAUGGCAAAAAGGAUAGCGUGGAUGUUCAUUUAGGUCAGUCUUCCUCAACCUGGGAGCCCUCCUUAUAUGUUGGGACUUCAGUUCUAUAUUGGCUAAGAAUGGUAGGGGCCACACGUUAGGGAGGAAGCUAGAGAAGGCUGGCUUAGGUAGUACAGUGUAUAUUUUGCUAUUUGCACAUAUUUUGUUUUGCUAACACAAUUCAAUGCAGGCAUGGCAUGGUGAGCAAUUAGAGCAAAGGAAUCAUGAGCCAUUGUGGCUGAUGGGCUGAAGCAGACUGCUUUACAGUGACCCCACUUUUUGUGAAGUUGGCCCUGAAAUGUGUCAUGUCUUAAACAUUCAAUAUUGGGCAUAAUAGACUAGGUACUAAUACUUAGAAUAAUUUUUUAGUCUGAAAGAUAUAGAGGGUACUGUCUACUAAUAUUGUCUGUAUAUUACAUUUUGCAUGUAUCAGACACACACAACUUGCAGAUUCAUUGUGUGUGCAAACAGUAGCUUGUUCUUUGCAUCGAGGCUUUCUGCGGUUAUGCAAUCCAUCAGUUUUGAUUCACAGUAACUUCCAAGAUAAUUGUGCCACAUAAAAUUUCAUCUUUUAUCCCCUGCCUCGUGUUUAGGAUUAUUGCAUUAACAAAGGCAAAAAUGCCGUUUUGGCUCUUUUGAAGAAACCGAGAGAACGUUUUGUCUAGCGCUGCUCCUGCUGACACCUCCUUUAGUGUUGAUAAAAGUACAGACUAAUGUGGCGAUGUCAACUCUGCCAGUGCAACAGAAAUUAGAUCCAAAGCAUGCACGGUGCUGUUUGUUCUGACACAUCUGUUCCAAUUGUUAGGCCAAUAACAUGCAUUGAAAUUGAAAUGUUUAUCUAAACAGUGUGUAGUUUUAAUAAAACAAAUGAUUUAUGACUUC
Candoia aspera is the source of this 4430-nucleotide messenger RNA. It is a transcript of the gene ABHD12, whose product is annotated as abhydrolase domain containing 12, lysophospholipase. Gene Ontology annotation, cellular component: endoplasmic reticulum membrane. Lineage: Eukaryota; Metazoa; Chordata; Lepidosauria; Squamata; Candoiidae. The transcript has 13 exons. Gene Ontology annotation, biological process: monoacylglycerol catabolic process; phosphatidylserine catabolic process. Gene Ontology annotation, molecular function: monoacylglycerol lipase activity; phosphatidylcholine lysophospholipase A1 activity. The coding region runs from base 157 to 1353 and encodes 398 amino acids. The record is from RefSeq and is a predicted model, not a curated record.